Molecule: messenger RNA, 2370 nt
Organism: Drosophila ananassae
Lineage: Eukaryota; Metazoa; Arthropoda; Insecta; Diptera; Drosophilidae
Exons: 7
Coding region: 396-1757 (453 amino acids)
Source: RefSeq, a predicted model, not a curated record
GAGGCCAUAACGUAUACGGUUCCAUACGACUCAUAACGUUCGCGCAGCUCGGAAAACAAGGUGCGAUUUCGCGGAUUGGCGGUGUAUUCGUCGCUUUAUGCGUCGCUUUUAACCAUUUUUUUUUUCGAGUGUGUGAGUGUCUUUGGCGUGCUGUUUGCCACUCUAGUGUUGUUGUUUUAGACGCCCGCCUUUACAAAAAAAAAAAAAAAUCAUAAAAAUAUACGUUAAUAUCUCAAUUAAAAACCGAAAAAAAAGAAAUAACAAAAUACAAAGUGUUAUUGGCCUCAAAAUUGGUAUUCUGAAAACCGGAAAAUAUCUUUAUUGAAAACGCAUCAAGGAAACAACAGAAAACUAAUCGGCGGCAGUCUCGACAAGAUCACAGAACGGAGCGCAUCAUGACUUUCUACUGGUGGUCACACUGGUUCUGGAUAACCCUCAUCCUAAGCGCCCACUUCCUUGCUAGCCAUGUCCAUACAUAUCCCAGCCAGGAGACGGCCGUCACCCAGCCGGUUCGCACCACAAAGCUUUACCAGACGACUGUGAGCCAGACCUGGUCCACCGCCACCCAGAGCAACAUCAUGGACCUCACCCACCGGCCACAGGUGGCCCGACAGGAGCUGGAAGAGCUUCAGGAGGAGGUCGAGGAGGAGGAGGAGCAAGAGCAGGAGCAGGAUCACGAGGAGCCAGAGCCAGAGCCAGAGCAGGAGGAUCAAGUGCAGAAGCAUGAGGUGGAGACUGGCCAGGAUGCGGAGGAGCCAGAUGCCGAGGCAGAAGCCGCCGAGGAACUGGCCCAGUUCGAGUUUAAACGCUCGGCGGACUUUACCGCCGACCAGCUAAACAAUUUCACGAAUUUUAGCAGUAGUACUAGUACAAAUGGCAGUAGCAGCAGUACCACCUCAAAGCCCGUUCCAAUCACAGAAGCCAAGGCAACAGGAUCAGGAUCUGGGACAGGAGCAUCAGGACCUGGGACAGGAACGGGAGUAGCCCCAUCUGGGGAAGGAUCGACGGGUACUGGAACAACCACGCCCACAACUGCUUCCACUUUGGCGACCGUGAAACAAACCGAAGGAUCUGCUGGCAUCCCAACCACAGCCACAACGCCUUCCGCCCCGGCCACGCCCUCCACGCCCAAGAUCCACACCGAGUGGCUGUCGGAUGAGCUGCUGGCGGGAGUGGGAGUGGGAGGGGGCGUGUCUCCGGAGGGCGAGAAGGCUCCGUUCACCCUCGAGAACGCCAACAAGGAGGACGAACUGAGGCGGGCGGAGACGGAGCAUCGGUCGCGGAAGUCGAAGGUCCUGUCGGCGGAGUACAAGCACAUCAAUCGCUACAUCAACUUCUCCAGCGACACCAAGAGUCUCCUGACGCGGUCCGCCUCCGCGGCGCCCAGCAUAUCCAGUGGCAGUGGCUUCUACGAAGGACCAGGCGAUCAGGAGAGCAACAUCUCCUCCGAGGCACUGGCCAUUCAGAGAACCUACUUCCUGGAUGCUGGUGCCAUUUCAGCGAUCUGCUUCACUGUAUUCGGUAUAUGCUGUACAGUGGGCACCAUUGGCAUCGUCCUGUACCGGAGACGGUACCUGAACAAGCCCCAGGCACUCAGCGAACCGGACUCCAGUGUCUACAUCGAUGACAGCACCAUGCGGGUGAGUGAUAACUCGGAUGAGAUGUAUAGCCUGGACAACGACUCGUUUCUCAACUCCCUGGAGGCGAUGACAAUACAGAACUACUGGACGGACACUGUCAAACAUACAAAGCUUUAAUUUCCGGCCUACCAGCUAUAAUCGAUAAUUAAUCGAUACAUUAUCCAUUUCCGUAGUAUCUAUAUUGUUUCUGUUUAUCCCCAAAAGAAUCCUUUUAUCCACAGAUCAUAAUCAUUAAGUAGUUUAGCCUUUAAGUGUGUGUACUGUGUGUGUGUAUUUACUAAUGUUAGGCGAACCAAACGAGCAACUAGUUUAAGCCCAAAAAUAAUGGAGAUGUAACUACCAAAAUUAUGUUUAAUGAACUAUACAUAUGUACAUAUAUGUGUAUGUCCUUAGGAUCCUAAGUGCGCAAUGUUUAUUAUUUUUUUUUUAAUUUGUUCUUGGCUGUUAACUAACAAGGACAUCUCUAUCUCUCUCUACUCCUGUAUCCUCCUGUAUCUGAUAGUUAAUUAUGAAGAUCUUAUUUAUAUUGUUGACAUUAACUCCCUUUCCAGCCCCAAAUACCUAAUUUAUUAAGUUUAACACACACACUUUGUGUCCAGGAAAUAAUUAAAUGCAAUCAUUCCUUCCAGUUUAGCCUGUAGAGCAACUUUACAAUGUAAAACUAAAAAAUUGUAUUAAAAAGCAAAAAGAGCGAACAUCACAAUUAAAAACAAAAGAAAGUAAAACACCA